AUGUCCGACUCGACCAAAGACCGCCAGCAGUCCCCCACCGGGACCGGGACCGGGACUGGGAGCUUCAAAUCCGCGCUCUCGACGCUCAAACGCGCCGCGACAAACACCAGCAACAAGAGCAACCUCUCGUUCACGCCCGGCGACGACUCCAUCUUCAACAUCCCUCAAGACCCACUGCCCGACAACCCACGCGACCUCGAGGGCUUCCUGAACCGCCACCUCGCGGCGCUGGAUCAGCUGCAACGCACCGUCGACGGGCGCAACCAGGAGAUCAAAGACUACUGCACCCGCGCGGCGUACUACUACAACCUGAAGCCACGCAUUUCAGGCCAGUUCCUUCGCCAGCUGGACGCCGAGAUCCACGUGCUGAGACAGCAGAGGAACGGACUGCAGCCGCUCGUGCAGAUGAGACAUGACGAGAUUGUGCGCAUCGCGGAUCAUCGCAAGAUGUUGGACGAGGAGAGGGGCCUCGAGUGCACCGUCUAUGAGAUGUACCUGGGCUUUCGCAAGUUGGGCGACUGGGAGGAGAGGUUCUCGAUCUAG
Molecule: messenger RNA, 543 nt
Organism: Cladophialophora carrionii CBS 160.54
Lineage: Eukaryota; Fungi; Ascomycota; Eurotiomycetes; Chaetothyriales; Herpotrichiellaceae
Exons: 1
Coding region: 1-543 (180 amino acids)
Source: RefSeq, a predicted model, not a curated record